This is a messenger RNA of Chrysemys picta bellii (western painted turtle), 5634 nucleotides long. RefSeq lists its product as uncharacterized. The record is from RefSeq and is a predicted model, not a curated record. Lineage: Eukaryota; Metazoa; Chordata; Testudines; Emydidae.
GCCGCGGGUCCGGCUCUGUAGCUGGGCCGCCGCGAAGCUGCUCGGGCCUCGUGACGCAGCCGUUUCCCCCUUGUUACCUGAAUUCGGAUUAGGCGCCUCCGUGUAGACUCGCGCUGGGGUGGAACUGGCUCUGUGGGGUCAGCGGGUGUUCGGGGGCGGGCUGCAGGAGCGGCGCUGGUGCAAGCGGGGCGGCCCCUGUGGGACCUCGGGCCUGGCAGUGCCGGGAGGUUGGGACCCGAUUCCCCCCUUACAGAACCUGAGGCACGAGGUGCCUGGGCUGCCGUGGCCUGGCGGGCGCUGCGCGGCGCCCCACGCGGCAGGGGAACACCCCGCUGCUGCUGCAACCAGCAGAGUAGAGGGGAGGCGCCGCUCGGGUGUGUAGCGAGCCUCGUAGCGGACUUGCUGCCCUCAUCGCUCUUUAUACCCGCGCUAGGCGGUGCGCUACAUGCCAGUGCAAGGGUAGAGGGAACUAGGGGGAGGAGGGGACAAGGCCCAGCAGAGCCAGGAGCAGACCCCAGGUCUCCUGAGGCCCAGUCCUGUGUUCUAGCCACCAGGCUGUGCUGCCUCCUUUAAUCUCACCUUUAGCUAAAUCGGUGCAGCUCUGUGUGUAGACAAGCCCCAGGUUUAGCUAAAUCAGUUCAAAGCGGACCUAAGCCAGUGCUAAACUGGUUGAGGUUCACCUUUGCUGGGGGCUUGCAGUGGUUUAACAGGACUGAUUUAAAAUUAAUUUUGUUAAACCAGUACAGUUUCUUUCCUAUAAAGAAGACCAGGGAUGAGCUGGAGUUUGCACCAAACUAAUAUACAAUUUAACCCUGUUUCAAACUCAGCUGGUGCAAACCCUGGCUUGCCCUUGUCUAUUAUUUCAGGAUCAGUGCUGGAGCAGCUACAGUGAUGGCUGCAUCAGGACUAGUCCUAAACAGACAAGGCCUGCAGACUUGUGGUGUCUCCACUAACAUGGAGACAAGGAAAUUAGAUGGAAGUUUUAAAGAAACUGCCCUGAAUAAAGAUGAAGUUGAAAAUAUUCUCAGUGAAAUUAGUAAUCUUAAAAUGACUGAGAGAGGGAAUGGCAAUAAAAAUAAUGAAGUCAAAUGUGAUAGCCUUUGUCCAGCUCCUCAGAACAUUCGGUAUCUUGGUCUGCAAACUCCAAGAACUCCUGCUCCAGGGAUCCUACAACUGUUGCCAUCUCAAUCAUCUGAUUUCGUGGGAGAAGAAUAUUACUCUUCAAAAAAAAUCUCCAAAUUAGGAGAAUGGAGUAUAACAACUCUUAAAGACAAUAUUAUUCCCACAGGGAGAGAACUUCCUCGUACCCCAUUCUGCACAAAUCAACAAGGGAAAUUGUUACUAGAAGCUUUAAAGGACGAUACAGUACUGAAUGAGAGACAUUCAACAGGUGUAGUUGGACCUAGUCAUUCAGAAUGUGAAACACUUAAGUUACAGAUUGAUGCUGACGUGCUGGAGAAACUUUUGAGGGAGGAGACUUCUGUAAAGACUCGUGCCUCAAAUGCAUGGGUUUACACUAGGAAAAAAGAUUCCAUUUGCCAAUGUAUGCAGCAGCCUGAUGACAACCACAUCAUCUCUGGCAAUACAGAAAAUGGCAAGGAGGUGGUACCACCUCUAGUUGAGGAUGAGCAAGAAUUACAAGAAAGAGUUGAACCUCUGCAAGAUUCUCCCGUACCAAAGUGUUUCACUACCUCUUCAACAAACAGGAGAAGACUAAGUCAGAUACCAGUUCAAGGGUUGAGUGAGAUGAAUAUAUCAAUGAUGAUUAACAGAAUAAAAGGCUACCAAUGCACUAAAGAAGAUAUGGAGUUUCUUCGGCACAUGAAAAACCAAGAACAAGCACAGAAAUUGAAGGCAAAAUAUUUACAUCUACAAAAGGAACUAACCAGCAUGGUUCGGACAAAGGAGCUGCUACUAGCACAGAGAGAGAAAGUGCAAGAAGAGAUUGUACAAAUGAAAACAUCUUAUGAUAGAACAGUCCAACUUGGAAGAGCCUUCCUGGGUAAGAAAAUGGAUCCUGCCGCUGUCGAAGCAUUGCCAGCAAAAGCUGUGCUUGGGCAGCUGAAUCCUGUGAAAGUGCAGCAUGUUCAACAGCAAGAGAAGGCUGAACUUCAGGCACUUACAAAAGAGCUAAAGAAGUUAAAACAUUCCAUUGCCCAACUGCCUCAGAAACAGGGAAUAAGGCUGGAAAGAGAAUCUUGUAAACAACGGAUACAGGAAGCAAAACACGGACUACAGCAAGCACAAGAAGAUGUGGAGAAGCUGAAAUGCAAAGUUGAAGCAGCACAGUCAAAACUAGCAGAAGUUCAGGAACACCUCUGUAAUACAAGAGUUGAAAUAGAGAAGUGGCACACAUUGAAAGAGAAGACUACUGUUUCCCAGCCACUGGAGAAUGACAGAAUCUUGGGCAAUGAUCAUCUUAAGAGAAGACUUAACAGAAUCUUGCGAAGAACAGAUAUCUUUUUAGAAAGGGAAAAAAUAAUUGAAAGACUUAAUCUUUUGCAAUGAGACCACCCCCCCCCCCUCCCCUGCAAAAAUCUGAUCACUAGGUCAAAGAGCCUUUUAGGGUUGUCACUGUAUGUACAGAUCUCUCCCUGUUGGGCACCUUAGUUUUCCAAAUCUGCACUAUUAACAGUUAAGAUGUAGCCAGAAUCAUGAAGAUAAAAUUUGGGGUUAAUGGCUAUUUAGUCAUGUACAUGAAAGUUGAUUUUUAAAUGACAAUGUAAAUACAAGUUUGUUCUUUGGUACUAUUUUCAGGUAAGGAAACUCUCAGACCCAGUGGUUUGAGCACCUUAAACAGUUAUAGUGAUCUAGGAGGAGGCAUUAAAACCAUUAGGAAUUUUGCACACUGGAAGGAGGCACUUGAGUGUUUAAGUUAAAUUAUUCAAUAAAAUAUAUUGAUUAGUACCUAGGAAUUAAUUUUACACAAAGUGACACUAGGAUUAUUAUAGUUAAGAUUGUAAUCACCCAUUGUGUACAAUGGUACAGGGGAAAAAAGGCCUUCCCCUAAACUAUUUUUGAUUACUUGUUUUAAUGCCCCAGAGCAGGAUUUCUAAAUGAAGUUAGUUACAUUCAGCAUAUUAAAAUACAGUUUCUAAGAGUAAGUUUGUCUUAAAUGUACAAACAUGUCACCUGACACAGAAUUAUCUAAACUGGCAUCAGCCUCCUCUUGUAUCAUGGAAGAACUCGAUGCACCAGAAAGUAAAUACAGGUAGUCACAAUAGGAUAGAUCAGGCAUCAGCAACCUUUCAGAAGUGGUGUGCCAAGUCUUCAUUUAUUCACGCUAAUUGAAGGUUUUUAAAGAAGCUUCAUUUAAAAUUGCUUACUGCUGGGGUAGAUGCUACACUAGCAUCCUUGAUGCCUACAACGAAUGGAGGAAAGAGCAACUUAGAGGUAUAGGCCAGAAAUAGUGUAAUAGACUUCCAGAUUUAGUGUGAGAGCUAAAAAAUGAAUCUACCAUACAAAAGCAGUAUGCAAGCCAUUCUAGUAUUAUUAGAUUUAGUACUAGUGUCAAGAAAGACAAGGAUACACACUACUCAUAUCAGCCUAGAAUUUUCUUAUGAGUUCUACACAAUCAUUCCUGAGCAUGAUACAUAUGUACAAUUUAUUCAAAAUACAUAAAAAUCUCUAUCUAUACAAUCUAAAGUCUAGCAAUAUAUACAAAUACAGAGUAACUACAGUACAGGCUGAGGUAAGAAAGUACAUUCUGGGAGAACAGAACAGCCAUUUUCAUAUUAUGAUUUUUUGUAUCCAUUAUUGCUAUAGAAUAAAGAACCCCUCAGUGUACCUCUGGUUUUACUGUACAUGGGACAAUGCCACAUGUAGUUAUGCAUCUUACAUUCAGUUAAAAUCUACAAUAGAGGCCAUUAGCUCAAGUUUGAUGCUGAACUGUAUGUUAGGCAUGUAAUCCUGGCAUGGUAAAAAUGACAACAUUUCAUGCAAGAGGCACAGAGUAAAAAAAAAUUUUGAAGUGGCAAAAUCAACUUAAAGUGAGCUUUUUGUAAACCUGGAAAGAGAAUUAAAAUAUUUUGGCUUUUUUUUUUUUUAAAGUCGUCCUGAUUUUUAAGACAAACUGUAUUGUUCUAUAAACAAACUCUUACUGCAUUGGAGGGAUUUGGCUUCUAGAUGUUUUUCUACUGAAAUUCUGAUCUGCCUUAAAAACAAGUGAAUUUAUUCAAAGGCACUCAUUUCUUAUGUGCUAUGGCUGGGGUACAGAUAGAUAUUAGACCCAGCUUUCAUACGGCAGCUGGUUAAAGCAAAUCUUUACCUUUUUCCCUGCAUCACUCUCAAGUUAUUGUGAAAUAAGCUCUGCUAAGCCAUUUCUUUUGGCUAAAGCUUUGAUCUAAAUUUUGACAAUUCACUAGUUAAAUUUAUUUCAAAGCGCCGAUGUGCGCAGAUUGCCCGUAGGUUGCACUACAUUUUUUUUUAUCCAGAAUAAGUUUGUCAGACACAUUUAAGAGCUAGUGUCUCCAAACUUCUAGUUUUCUUUAAACAAAUAAAUACCAGAUAGAACAAUCACCAGCUGUGGGAAUUUUAACAAAUAUUUAUGUAAUCCUUUCAUUAAACAAUGGACUAGUACAAAUAAGUAACGGGGCUCAUAAUUGAAAGUUUUAUCGGAAGGCUGAGGCUUGUAGGCCACUGAGACUUACUUAAAAUAUUCACAUUUAAAUUUAGAGGCGAAUCCUACAAAACUUUAUUUUCAUCAGUAGAACUAGUCACAAGACUUUGCAGGAGCAGGCCUUAAAACACAGUGCACAUAAUUCCAAAUGGUUACUAUCACAAAUGUGAUUAAUAUUAGUACCUCAGUAACAGGAGAAAAAUAAGUUAUGCAUCACAUUUUUGUAAAAACUCAGUAUCAAGGGAAAAGGCAGAGUAAAUCUUUCCAAUUUGCAGCAAGAAUGAAGUAAGGUACUAAACAGAUUUUUCUAACAUUUGGGAUUGGCACAGUCACCUUUACCAGCAUUAGUUUAUAUCUAUAUUUAGUUGUACAUCCAAUUAUAUAGGCCCUGGACAAAAAACAAGGCUCAUUUGACUCAUGUAUCAAUAGAAAAAUCCAUAAAACUGGGCUACUGUGUAUGCAAGGAUGUCACAUUUAUAAAUUUUUUCAGUAUCCUCCCAACAGUGCCAUUAAAAAAAAAAAAAAGAUAUUUAAAGAAGUUUUUCACUACUCACCAUUAUUUGUUUAAUCAAAACAAGCUAUGCUUUGUUUCUACAAGAUAAAUGUCGAAGUGAUUAAAACAAUUUGGUGGUGUAUUUUUUUUAAACAGCAUCCAGAGAAAUUUUCAUUUGGCAAGGUUAAACCAAGCUAUGGAGCUUUCUAUCUCCAUUUCUCUUGUUAUGAAAUUCAGCACAGCUUUAAUUCUAAAAUAAAAACACUGCAGGGACAGUUGAAACAAUCAAGUAUAUGAUGAAUCCAAUAGGUUACAUAGUAGCUUCUAAACUGUUGCACACUUUAAAACAAAUCUCAAUUUGUUUGUUAAGACUUGGUUAUUUUCACCCUUCAUUCUAGACAUGAGCAGUUAUGUUUACAAGUCCAGAGGACCAAAUUUUCAAAUGCACCUGGCCAAAAUGUACCCGCAACUCCCCUGAAGUGUAGUGUUUGUGUAAAUAAACUGCUAUGUCUAUGCACAAACU